AAGGGCGCGGCUUUCCGCUGCUGUUAUCGUCUGUCGCCCGUCCGAACGAGAAGCGUCCAGUCGAGGGCUUUGCUGGCGGGAGCCGGGCGGUUACGGCGCGGUGGCUCUUCCAGCCGGGGAGAUGUCGAGGCGGGUGGGGCUCCGGCAAGCCGCUUGGAGGCGAAGAGUGGCCGCCGAGGCGACGGCGGCGCCCGACUCGCGUUCCUCCGGGAGACUGCGCCCCUCGACGGCAUUCAGCCCCUGAGCCCCGGGAUCGCAGGCGGACGCGGCCCGCGGAAGGGAAUUCAACUGCACAGCAAAGUACCGAAGACUGCUUUGGCACCAGGAAGUGCAAUAAUGAAGUUGUUGGAAAACUCCAGUUUUGAAGCCAUCAACUCCCAGUUGACAGUGGAAACGGGAGACGUGCACAUUAUUGGCAGGAUAGAGAGCUAUUCGUGCAAGAUGGCUGGGGACGACAAGCACCUCUUCAAGCAGUUUUGCCAGGAGGGUCAGCCACACGUCCUGGAGGCCCUGUCACCGCCCCAGACCACCGGCAUCAGCCCUAACCGGCUCAGCAAGAGCCAGAGUGGAGACGAAGAGGGCCCCCUCAGUGACAAGUGCAGCCGCAAGACCCUCUUCUACCUGAUUGCCACCCUGAACGAAUCUUUUCGCCCGGACUACGACUUCAGCGCGGCCAAGAGCCACGAGUUCAGCCGGGAGCCCAGCCUCAACUGGGUGGCGAAUGCCGUGAACUGCAGCCUCUUUUCCGCCGUCCGGGAAGAUUUCACCGCCCUGAAGCCUCACCUGUGGGACGCGGUGGACCAGGAGAUCUGCCUCUCCGAGUGCGACAUCUACAGCUACAACCCGGACCUGGACUCGGACCCCUUUGGGGAGGAGGGCAGCCUGUGGUCCUUCAACUACUUCUUCUACAACAAGCGCUUGAAGCGGAUCGUCUUCUUCACCUGUCGCUCCAUCAGUGGCUCCACCUACCCUCACGAGGCUGGGAACGAGUUGAACAUGGACCUCCAUGAGGACGAUGCCGGGGAGACAGCCGGCAGCUGCGACAGGGACGGGGGCAGCAUUGAGGCGGAGAAGAGGCAGGUGGUCUGCAUGUGAUUCCUGGGCCGGGGGGCUUCUCCCACGAAGGACGGCGCUGCCAGCUCUUUCCCCAAACAACUCGGUGUUGUUGCGUUGCUCUGCCUGCCUGUGGAUGUUGCGUGAGUCAUUGGCGCCUCCAGAUGCCCAGGAGGGUGCCAGCAAGUCCUCUGUCCGUCCGUCCACCCGUUCGGCCUUCAGGGAUCCGAUUCUUGCCCGGCAGCGGCCUUGUGACUCUGUCUUUCCCGCCGUGCCCGGGGGACACAAUCUUUCGUGGAGACAGCUGCCUUGGUUGCAGGGGGGCAGACUGGCUGCUUUUGCUGUUGGGGCUCCUUUCAGCCCUGCCCCCCCCCCCGGAUCGAGUAAAGAAGCAGAAGCCGAAUUAACCUGGGAACAGGAUGGAGAGGCUCUCUCCCCCCUUUUUUAAAAUCCCCCCCCCCAAGACUUUUGGCAUCAAGUAGCUGGACUGGCAGGAGGGCGCUCCGGCAUUUGCCCCCCCUCGCUUCCCCCAAGGGCUCCUAGAGAUUUUAUUUUUGUAUUCCUGCCAAGGGUCUGCUUGCGCCUGGGCCCCUCCCCAGCACUUUCACCGGCUGCAGCAGCAGCAGCAGCUUCCCCUCCCCAGAGACUGAUGGGGGCUGGCUUUGUCCCUGGCCCCCAGCCCCUCUCUCUGCGCUGAGGGGGCAGAUCGCUGAGGGGGCCGAUCCGUCCAUCCACCUGAGCAGCAGGCCCCCUCCCCUUCUGCCCCGCUCUCCUUUUGCACUGACUCUGCAGGUGUGUCUUUGUGUGUCUGUUUUGUGGAGUGGGCUGGUGCCGUUUUGCAGGUUGCAAACAUUUGGAAAGCCCCCCCCCACUAGAGCCACUGGUACCCAAACAAUGGAGGGGAGCAAUUUCCCACAAUUCCCUGCCUUCAAAUGGGGUGCAGAAUAAAGGUGGGGGGCGAGUGCUAUCCUCCAGGGCACCUUCCGAAAUCCAGCCUUGGAUUAGACGCUGCAAAUUCUGCCCUCUGCAGGAGCACUUAAGCUUCCCCUGUGGAGGGGUUGGUCCCUCGGGAAGAGGGGGGGGGUCCCCCCAACAUUUGAUUCCCCAACUUGUUCCCUCCACCACCAGCCCUUCCUUCCCCCCCCCCAUUGCCUCGUGGUUCUGUCGGCCGGGCUAUAAAAGUUUUUUCCCUCUGC
This is a messenger RNA of Crotalus tigris (Tiger rattlesnake), 2249 nucleotides long. RefSeq names its product MAF1 homolog, negative regulator of RNA polymerase III (gene MAF1). The transcript is spliced from 8 exons. Gene Ontology annotation, biological process: negative regulation of transcription by RNA polymerase III. The coding region runs from base 337 to 1095 and encodes 252 amino acids. NCBI's taxonomy places the organism in Eukaryota, Metazoa, Chordata, Lepidosauria, Squamata, Viperidae. Gene Ontology annotation, molecular function: RNA polymerase III core binding. Gene Ontology annotation, cellular component: nucleus. The record is from RefSeq and is a predicted model, not a curated record.